Molecule: messenger RNA, 481 nt
Organism: Hyposmocoma kahamanoa
Lineage: Eukaryota; Metazoa; Arthropoda; Insecta; Lepidoptera; Cosmopterigidae
Exons: 4
Coding region: 165-470 (101 amino acids)
Source: RefSeq, a predicted model, not a curated record
AUACUAAGUGGCUAGUUCUAGCGACUAUCGUAGCUGUGUGUUGUGCGGAGGCGGAUAAACCCGAAGGGAAUGUCCCGGAGCCAAUCGCUGAAGAGUCCCGCCAAUACGAGGAUGAAAACGAGCAACCUGGUCCCCAAGUCAUCAGGGAACUCGACCAUAACAAAAUGCACCACCUAACCCGUGAACGCAUCGAAGCACAAAACAGAAUAAUCAGAAACGUGUACUCCCCCGAUUAUGCUCAGCCCACAGUGGUGCUCGAUUACCGCUACCUCAAAACAGGUGGCCGCGAUUACACCCGCAGCGAUGGCGGUCAGAUCCUUAUUUUGCCAAGAGGCGUCCGAAGCCCUGACAAACAUAAGGAGUUUGCGAAUUUCGACGAACUUCUAGAGUUCCUACGGCUCAAGAACCUAGCAGAAAAUGAACACCAACCUCGCCGGGCACAAGAAGCAAAUCCGUGGAACGAAUAUUAAAUUAAAAACUC